Messenger RNA from Sciurus carolinensis (gray squirrel), 2806 nucleotides. RefSeq names its product chromosome 4 C12orf29 homolog (gene Rlig1). Gene Ontology annotation, biological process: response to reactive oxygen species. NCBI's taxonomy places the organism in Eukaryota, Metazoa, Chordata, Mammalia, Rodentia, Sciuridae. The transcript has 7 exons. The record is from RefSeq and is a predicted model, not a curated record. Gene Ontology annotation, molecular function: RNA ligase (ATP) activity. Bases 129 to 1106 code for a protein of 325 amino acids.
UAGGGCGCUGUUGCCGUUUGUGGGCGAGGAGUGUGAGUGGCCUGAGCCGGCGGAGGACUGCUGCUGCUCUCCGUAGUCCGGACCCCAGCCUUUUGGCAGAGAGGUCGCCACUGCCUUUGAGGCCCACCAUGAGACGCUUGGGCUCCGUGCAGCGGAAAAUGCCGUGUGUGUUUGUGACGGAGGUGAAAGAUGAGCCUUCCGCCAAAAGGGAGCAUCAGCCAUUUAAAGUUUUGGCAACUGAAACUGUAAGUCACAAGGCUUUAGAUGCAGAUAUAUACAGUGCAAUUCCAACAGAAAAAGUGGAUGGAACAUGUUGUUAUGUUACUACCUACAAAGAUCAGCCAUACCUUUGGGCUAGACUAGAUAGAAAACCCAACAAACAAGCUGACAAGAGAUUUAAAAAUUUUCUACAUUCAAAAGAAAACUCAAAAGAAUUUCUUUGGAAUGUUGAGGAGGAUUUCAAACCUGUUCCAGAGUGCUGGAUACCAGCAAAGGAAAUAGAGCAAUUAAAUGGAAAUCCAGUACCUGAUGAAAAUGGACACAUUCCUGGUUGGGUACCAGUAGAGAAAAACAACAAACAGUAUUGCUGGCAUUCCUCUGUAGUUAAUUAUGAAUUUGAAAUUGCUCUGGUACUAAAACAUUGCCCUGAUGAUCCAGGACUUUUGGAAAUUAGUGCAGUGCCACUCUCGGAUCUCUUAGAACAAACACUGGAGCUUAUAGGAACAAAUAUCAAUGGAAACCCCUAUGGGUUAGGAAACAAGAAACAUCCAUUACAUCUUCUUGUACCACAUGGAGCAUUUCAAAUAAAAAAUCUGCCUACAUUGAAGCACAAUGAUCUGUUGUCCUGGUUUGAAGGUUGCAGAGAGGGUAAAAUUGAAGGAAUAGUAUGGCACUGCCAUGAUGGCUGCUUAAUUAAGGUCCAUCGCCAUCAUCUUGGUUUAUGCUGGCCAAUUCCAGAUACUUACAUGAAUUCAAAACCCGUUAUUAUCAACAUGAAUCUGAACAAAUAUGACUAUGCCUUUGAUACUAAAUGUUUGUUUAGUCGUUUUUCGAAAAUAGAUAACCAGAAAUUUGGUAGACUCAAAGACAUAAUACUUGAUGUAUAACGAAAAUGCAAUUAAAAUUACAUUUGUUAUGUUAAAUCUUGAAUAUUCUGCCAUGUUAAAAAGUAAAAAUGAAGUUUACUGUUGUCUACUGUGAAACACCAUUGUCUUCUAGCAUUUGAAGAAAUUUUCCAGUUGCAAAUACCUAUUCAAAUUUUAAUUUAGAAUCAACACAUUAAUUGUAACUUCUGAAUAUAAAAAUGUAAUGAACAGAAAGCUCCCCAAGCUUAUGUAAUUUGAUUCUGUCCACUGUAACUGGGUGAUAAUUUAAAGAUGACAAUUAAACUAAUAAUGUUUUUAUCAAUACUUUAAAUAUCUUGAGCUCACUUUAAUCUUGUUAGACAUUUAACAAAAUGUACAUCUUAAUCUUAUAUCUUAAUGGCUGUAUAUACAGAUCAUAGUACUUGACAAUCUUAAAUAAUUGUAUAUAAAUUCUAAAUGUUAAAAUUGUUAAAGUUUACCCUCACACUUUUUUAAAAACUUAAGACAUUAUGAGUAGAGAAAUUCACCAUAGUUUAUUAUCUAUUCUAUGGUCAUAACUUUCAAAGUCUUCAAAAAUAUAUUUUUCUAAUAAGUUGAAAAUUUUCUAUAAUUUACUAAAAUUUUCAAUUUUAAGUAAAAGUAGAAUAUAUUAAGGAAAAUUUUUGGUUCACAGACUUGCUUGAUUUACAGAUGAAACAAAAUUAAUCAAAAGCUAAUAAAUACAAUUACAUAAGGCCUUCAAUAAAUGGGGAAAUUAACAGGACUUUCUUCAUCUUCGGACUGUUCAGAAGUAGGAACAGGGCUACUUAAUUCAACUCCAAAUUGUUCAGAAAGGUUUUUUAACUUCUCUUCUAAGAGAAUAUUUUUUUUCACUUCUUCUUUGUAAUUAUACUUUAGAUCUUCAAUUUCUUCAAAAAAUGAAGGGUCGAAAUUUUCCAGUUCUUUUUUCAGCUUUUUUAUUUCCUCCUGUUAGAAACAUAUUAAUUUUAAAAGUUGCACAUAGAAAUAGCAUGUUUUAGGUUUGAACUGAAGAGAAUAAAAGAUAAAAUAACUUGAAGUCGAAUACAGUUAAAAAGGCAGAAGUAUUUUCAUAAUAUUUUGUUAAUAAGGUUUUAUUGUACAGGAUAAAGAACUUGUUAACUGCCAAAUUAAAUGAUAUAGUCUGUAAAUUAUGUUCUAGCCUUUAAAAUUUGUUAAUUAACUCUGAGAAUGAGAUUUAAUUUUUCCUUAAAAUCACAACAGGAACUAUCAAUAAGUCAAUCAAAAGUGAACUUCUGUAUUCACAACAUUGAAUUUAUUCUGGUUUAAGAUUUUUCGUUUUGUGCUUCAUUUUUAUUUUUUAUUACAAUUAUAUACUUUUUGAUGAAUAAUGAUUAAGUUCUUAUUAAGCAUAUUUAUGACCAGAGAAACCUUGGGAUUUCUCCUUUGCUAAGUUAGGCAUCUGGUAAAGAGAGAAACUAAGCUUUACUGGCUAUUUUAAAUAGCCAGUGAUCACCAGAUAAUUAUCCAGGCCCCUUUUUUCUGUUGGUGGAAUCUUAAAGUACAUAAAGCACAGAAAAAAAUUUAAGUGAACUAUAACCUUAGAGGAAGAUUUCCAAAAAAGAAUUUUAAAAGGUACUUAAAGACACUGUUCCAAUUGUGACCUAAAACUUAAGAAAAUAUCUUAACAACUGUAAAGAGCUAUAUUUGUUGAACUGAAAAUAAAUUACAUUCUCAUCCUU